Colletotrichum spaethianum is the source of this 507-nucleotide messenger RNA. RefSeq lists its product as uncharacterized. Bases 1 to 507 code for a protein of 168 amino acids. Lineage: Eukaryota; Fungi; Ascomycota; Sordariomycetes; Glomerellales; Glomerellaceae. The record is from RefSeq and is a predicted model, not a curated record. The transcript is spliced from 2 exons.
AUGGUUUCCACCAAGAAGAUCCUUGCCUUGGCCUCAGUGGCGGCCUUUGUCGCUGCACUUCCUACGCCAUCCGAUGGGAGAAUCACCAUGAUUUUGGAAGACUGGCUAAACGUGCUCAGCGGUGCUUCAUUUCCUGCUGGCCAGGACCUGGCCAAGCGCAAAUAUCUUGUCCAAUACCCGGAAGAAGAAGCUGGGUCUAAGGAGGUCCUAAACAAGCGGAAGUAUCUGGUGCAGUACCCCGAAGAGGAAGCAGUGGCCAAAGAGGGACUUGCCAAGCGAAAGUAUUUGGUGCAGUACCCUGAGGAAGAAGCUCAAUCUGAGGAAGGCCUCAUGAAGCGCAAAUAUCUUGUUCAGUAUCCCGAGGAGGAAGCGGAGUCCACCAAAGGACUUACCAAGCGGAAGUAUCUCGUGCAGUACCCCGAAGAGGAAGCAGUGGCCAAAGAGGGACUUGCAAAGCGAAAGUAUUUGGUACAGUACCCUGAGGAGGAAGCUGAGCCAAAGGCUUGA